AUGUGGCCGACCAGUCGGUUGCACCGUCCGUUCAAGCUCGACAGCGCCGACGAAGGGCGCGUCUGCAUCCGGAUGUCUUACGCCGUUUCUACCGGACAGGACCAUAUAGUGCAGUUUGCGGCGGUGGUUUUCUUGGUUGACGGACCCAUCCACCAUGACAAUCCAUCGGCCUCCCGAUUGCGGACCAGACUCAUCCUGCCUCAGAAAGAGUCUUCAUUCGACCUCGUGCUGCCCCGGCUCAUCGGUCCGGAUCACAAUCACUUUUCCUGGUUCAACUGCCUGGUGCACUUUUGCUCUCAGCCGCAGCAGCUGGAGGUAUUCGAUUACGAGUGUCUGUCUGAAGAAUUUGUGCUCUUUCUCAUUGCAGCGUCUACAUGGCGCCGCAAUUUUCACUUGAUCAAGUCGGAUGCAGAGCGGAUCGCGUUUCAUGACGUGGUCAACAGACCAAGCCGCGAGCUCAACACGAGGCUCCACCAUCUGAGGCAAGAUCUUGCCUCGCUCAUUGACGACAUUGAAAAAGACGCCACAAAGUUUGACCUUAGCUAUGAUACACGCUUCGACGUAGGCAGUAUCGGCUCGUAUCGCACCAGAAAUGUGCUAGAAUCGGCCCGGAAGGAUCCCAGAGCGAUCAUCACGGGCGGCCCGGUGCUGAUGGCAUUCCUCAUGGAGACGUUCAACGUGCUCAACGCCACGAUGGGCGUCGUGGCCGCUGAGGACAGCCUCAGGGAGGCCCAGGCCGCGCGGCAACUCAUGUGGCUGGCCUCGGUGUACCUGCCGCUCACGCUGGUGACGGGUAUCUUUGGCAUGAACAUCGAGGCGGUCGAGUUGGCGUUCGCUCCCAAGACUGGGGAUGGCGGCUCUGCAAAGAUUAUGAUUGGCAGUGCGAUCUACUAG
This is a messenger RNA of Microdochium trichocladiopsis, 894 nucleotides long. RefSeq lists its product as uncharacterized. The transcript has 3 exons. The coding region runs from base 1 to 894 and encodes 297 amino acids. The record is from RefSeq and is a predicted model, not a curated record. NCBI's taxonomy places the organism in Eukaryota, Fungi, Ascomycota, Sordariomycetes, Xylariales, Microdochiaceae.